AUGUCUUGGAUCAAAGAAGCGCAGAAGGAGAUGGCAACUUCUGUUGACAGUCUCUCCAAGCAUAAGAAAUCUGACACGAUGCCAACUUAUCCAAGCAGACCAAAUCCGCCGCCUCAAACGCAAUUCAAUAACCCUAAAGCCCAGAUACAGUCCGAAGAUGAACUCCAUUCGUCCGAAAUCGUUUCUUCUGUACUCCCCACUCCCCCAACAAGCCCUCAAAGCUCGUCGAAUUUGACGCUCUCUGAGCAGAAGCCAGUGGAAAGCCAACAUCCUAUGGCUGCCGCCUCAGACUUGAAGAAAUCCCUGGGUCUGGGUGAAUUCCGCUGCGGAUGUCAUGCACAAGAACGGCGCUGUCGAAUUCGCAUACCAACAGCAAAUAAAAACUUGAUCAAUCCCCAUAUCGAGUCGAUGUUAACCCUUACACGAUCGUCGCCGAAACUCGAAGCUGACUUGAAUAAAUUGUUCGAGCUUGUACAUUGUCAUCAUCACGGAGAUCAAAAAGGUACAAGGCUUGAGGAAUGGAAAAUAGUCUUUCCCAUUGGAAAUGCCGGUAUCAAACCAGUCGUGUCAAUUGAAAAACAGAUCAUAAAAGUUUUUGGUCAACUUUCCGCUCGGUGUAUAUGGAUAUCGCUGGAGGGUGAGCUUUGUAAAAAUAGUAUUGGUGGCCAAAGUGUUCAGAAUUGUGCCAAAACGAUUGAUGAGAUCGCCAAGUCAGAAGUCUAUCUUAAAGAUAUCUAUCUCGAUUAUCUCCUCAAGGUUCUUGAAACGAAUAUGUAUUGUCCUGACCACAUUGGUAGCCCGCAAUUCAAAAGGGUGGUGCUGUGGAAGUCGAAAGUGAUUGAGAUCCGCGAAACGGCUACUUUAGAGUUGAUGCAGCCCAUUGAAAAUGACUUGCCGGUUGGGUUCAUAACUCAUCAAGUUCCAAAUACUCCAGAGACCGGGGGUCUUUCGACUAAGAAAAUUAAUAAGCUCACCUUGCCCAUUCGAGGGUUGUCGACGCGGAAAAACUUGCAAUCUUGGUCCUCAAAAUUGAAUCAAGAUCCGGUCACAUUUUGGCCAAAAGCUAAUGACACCUCCCCUUUCCACGUCAUCGUGAUGGGAAAUGGACUUCCUGGUUACGACCGUGUCCAAAGCAAACUUCAACAGCCUUUGGGAGGCAGAGACCUUGAGGAUGGAUAUGUGUAUCUGUAUCAGGUUGAAGGAAAUGAAAGGUUUGUUAAAAUUGGAUGGACUGCUGAUUCGGUUAAAGUACGCCACGAGAAGUGGGCCUUUGAUUGCAACAGGAACACGACGACCCUUUAUCCCACUCUCGAGUCUGCCACCAGGGUUCCGAAUGCUCGGCGUGUCGAGGCGCUGUGUCACGAAGAGCUAUACCAUUGUAGAAUCACAAUAUCUUGCAAGGGCUGUUUGAAGAAGCAUACUGAAUGGUUUGAGACUUCUCCUACUGAAGCCAUCGCAGUCAUUAAAAAGUGGUCAAAUUGGAUAACAACACGUCCAUAUCAGCUCCUUCAGCUGGAACCUAAAGUGAAAUUGGCACUAAAAGAAAAGGAGAUGCGGCGAGUGAGCGAUAUCGGCCGGUUUAUGAAUGAGAUAUCAGUACCCGUCACACCAACAGUGACUUCAGAACUUAAAAUCGAGAAAGUGGGAGAUACGCUUUCCUGA
Talaromyces amestolkiae is the source of this 1662-nucleotide messenger RNA. RefSeq lists its product as uncharacterized. The transcript has a single exon. The coding region runs from base 1 to 1662 and encodes 553 amino acids. NCBI's taxonomy places the organism in Eukaryota, Fungi, Ascomycota, Eurotiomycetes, Eurotiales, Trichocomaceae. The record is from RefSeq and is a predicted model, not a curated record.